Salpingoeca rosetta is the source of this 1242-nucleotide messenger RNA. RefSeq lists its product as uncharacterized. NCBI's taxonomy places the organism in Eukaryota, Choanoflagellata, Craspedida, Salpingoecidae. The transcript is spliced from 11 exons. Gene Ontology annotation, biological process: peptidyl-proline hydroxylation to 4-hydroxy-L-proline. The coding region runs from base 1 to 1158 and encodes 385 amino acids. Gene Ontology annotation, molecular function: iron ion binding; procollagen-proline 4-dioxygenase activity; L-ascorbic acid binding. Gene Ontology annotation, cellular component: endoplasmic reticulum. The record is from RefSeq and is a predicted model, not a curated record.
AUGAAGGCGCAGAGCGUGCUGGCGUUGGCAGUGCUGGUGGCACUGGCCGCCAUCGUGGCGACAUCCGUGUACAGGCAUGAAGGGCAGCAGGGACAGGCAACAACCACGUUCUCCGGAACUGCAGGCAAACCUCAACAGCAGCAGCAGCAACAACAGCAGCAGCAGCAGCAGCAAGGAGAGCCGACGAAGAAGCCGAUCCCAAACCUGAGCAUCAAGGCCAAGCUGGUGCAGGAUGACAACGCGCCAGGGGUUGACCAGAAGUCAAAGGAGAGCGAGCCAAAGGCAGACGAAUGGAAGCCUGUCGUGCCGCAGCCAGACGAAGACGGCAUCACCUCGCUCACGGGACCUGCGCCCGAGCGGCUCAGCAUGUGGGAUCCCGUCGCCAUCAACUACACGCGCAAGCUUCGUUUGGAUGACUCAGGUCGCUUGUACGAGAUGCGGACCAUGUCCAUGGAUCCUCCCGUUUUUGAGAUCGAGGACUUCCUGACGGACGAGGAGUGUGAAUCCAUCAUCAACAUGGCGGUGGACGGCGGUCUGCAGAAGAGCGACUUUACAUAUCUGGACGGCAGCAACUACGACGAGCGAGACAAGGACACGGCGAAUUUGACGCCGGAGGAGGCCGACAAGAUCUUCCGAUACAGCGAUCAGACGUGGCUGCGGCACGAUGCGAGUGCGCACCUUCAGGCGAUGUACGAGCGCGUGCGGCGGCUGGCGCUGCUGCCGGACCGCGUGGCGCAGCAGAUGGAGCCGCUGCAGGUCGUCAAGUACAGGGAGUUCGGCCACUACGAGACGCACUACGACUCCGAGGACGAGCACCAAGGCCCCUGCUGCAUUGACCCGUAUGCGCGGGAGCGGGGCAUGUCGACGGGUGUGAGUGCUCUCAACCGCCCGCUGGAGCAGCGCUGCCGCCUCUGCCGAUUCAUGACCAUCUUGUACUACCUCGUCGACACGGAGGAGGGCGGCGGGACGGUGUUCCCGAUGGCCGACACGACGGAGGAGGAGUACCAGCAGUGGCACCUCAGCGGCGGACCAGACAAAUUCAAGCAGACGCGGACGUGCAGCCCUGGUCUCGCUGUUCCCCCGAAGAAGCGCAAGGCCGUCAUGUGGUACAACCACCACGUGCGGGACGGGUAUCUUGGCCCGCGCCACAAGAAGUAACGGGAAGGGCACAGAACUGCUGCUGCUGCUGCAUCUUGGUCGUGUUUGCGCGACUGUUUUCGGCGAUCGUGUACCCCCGCCCCA